This is a messenger RNA of Labrus bergylta (ballan wrasse), 2587 nucleotides long. RefSeq names its product HIV-1 Tat interactive protein 2 (gene htatip2). Gene Ontology annotation, biological process: import into nucleus. Gene Ontology annotation, cellular component: cytoplasm. Lineage: Eukaryota; Metazoa; Chordata; Actinopteri; Labriformes; Labridae. The record is from RefSeq and is a predicted model, not a curated record.
GAGACGAAGUAACCAGGAAGUGUCCCAGCGAGAUAGUAAUCAGACGUUUCUGCUCGCCGUUCCUGUUAUGAAACAGCUGUGUACCACCCUUGGAAAACUGACAGGGUUCUUUACUGUCCUCAUUGUUGUCAUUGCCGCCGUUUUGACGUAUUUCGACGACCCUGAGACGGAUAAAUACAUCAGCAUGGCUGAGGACAUAAAGACUCUGGAGGAAAACUUCAGGCAGCAAAAUAAAAGCUGCUUCAUCCUCGGCGCCUCUGGGGAAACUGGAAAGGUGCUGGUUCAAGAGCUGCUGGAGCGAAACAUCUUCUCUAAGAUCACUCUCAUCGGAAGGAGACAGCUCACCUUUGAGGGCAAAGCCAAUGAACAAUUGGUACAAGAGGUGGUGGACUUUGAGAAGCUUGAUGAUUAUGCUGCCGCCUUCCAGGGCCAUGAUGUUGGAUACUGCUGCCUGGGAACAACCAAGGCAAAAUCAGGAACUGAAGGAUUUAUCCGUGUUGAUCACGACUACACUGUAAAAUCAGCCGAGCUCGCAAAGGCAGGAGGCUGCUCUCAGUUCCACCUUCAGUCCUCCAGAGGAGCUGAUAAAAAAAGCAGCUUCCUCUACCUUAAAGUCAAGGGUCAAGUGGAAGCAGAAAUUGAAGCACUGGGUUUUGACCGAUAUUCCGUUUAUCGACCAGGGGUUCUGUUGGUCGACAGGCAGGAGAGUCGGCCUACCGAGUGGCUGGCCAGGAAAUUCUUGAACGGCUUCACGUCUGUGUGCUCCACGUCCAUGGCCAUCCCAAUCCAAGUGGUGGCCAAAGCUAUGGUGUCAAACACUGUGCUUCAACCGGAGCAGAAGGCGGAGAUCCUGGAGCACAAAGACAUCAUGGCUGUGGGAAAGAGUGCAGAGAAAUAAGAGAGAGCAAGAAAUACACCUAGGUGAGACAAAGUAGUACCAGAUAAACACUGGAUGUUGAAGCACUGUUCCCUGGUAUGCAAUAUGCCCAUAUUGAACUCAAUUACACCAACUCUGAUGACUUAAUGCACGUUUAACUAGUGUGACAGUUGAUAAAACAAAGGAGUGGUAACUACCUGCACAACUCUAAUUAAACUCUAAGGUCUUAGUUGUUGUUAGUGGGGGGGGGUCACUUUGUCUGCCCAUUACGCCUUUGCAGUAUUCAAAUGUUGGUACCGAGCAGGAUAUACAUUGUUCCAUAGUGUUUAUAGCAUUGUAUUAUGUAGUGUUGUCAGGUGUGUUUCUUUAUUGUUUGUCUCAUUUCACUUUUAUGUGGGACUACAGAUGGAAAUAAGAGACUCGCUAAAUCUGGUGCAACCAUGUUUUCAUUUUUCUUUGCAUAAAUGAUCAAUGUCAUUGCACACUGUCCCUUGAUAAAUAUAUAUCAUAUAUGUAUAUUCAUUCUCUAAAACAAGGUUUUUUUUUUAACAUAUCCUUGUACGUCAGCCUCAAAGUUUUCCAAUGAAAUGGUCACUCUACUCCAUGUUUAAUCAGAGAGAAAACCUGAAUGGUUGUAGUUCUCAGAAUGCCAUUCAGUUGUAACUCUGUCAACCAAACGUUAAUAUAUUUAUAUUUUUUAAUUUCAGGUAAUUUAAGCAGCUACAGAGACGACUCUGAAAAUACAAGUUCAUAUACUCACAUGAUCAUUUUACAUUCAUUUAUUCAGGAUUUCUGAAACUGUCAGAAAAUCAAAGGUUGUCUAGAACUGAACUGUUUUCAAUCUGCUAAAGUUUUCAUAUUUAUUCUGUGUUCAAGUUUAAUCUCUUUGGUUUUGAAUGGAGUUGUUGUAUUUUUUCAGGGAACUGUUGCCGACUUUUUUCAUGACCAUGUGUGCUCUCAAACAUUGCACUGAACUGCCUUAAAGGAAAUGCUUUUAUUGAAUCUAUACUAGAUUCAUUAUGUAACAUUUCUACGCUUCUAUAAAAUAAUAUAGAUAUUUAACUGUGUUUGGGGAAAAAACAUAUUUAAAUGUAUCACUAUCAAUGGUAUCUUGUGUCAAUAUGUGCUUUACUAAAUCUGCAAUUUAUGGUAUAUUAAGAGCUAAAGACAAAUCUGUGCUGUGAUACCGCAUUUUGCAAGUAAUGUUCAUGUUUAUUCAUUUCUGACAAAGCAGAUAUAAUGCCAUGCAUAGGACAUACACAUGACUAUAAUUUACAGAGUUAUGUAAUGAAGGGAGCAGUUUCAAAUUAACACUGCUGAUGAUGUUUUACUUACAUGUUUAUAAAGCUACAUGUUGGACCUAGAAAAUGUUCCACAGCCAAUGUGUCUCAGUUGUUUUGUGAUAAUGAAUUUUUAAAACCAUUGAUGCUAUUUUGGUGCUAUGUUUUUUUUUUGUUGUUGUCAAAGACGAAACAUGUUCUUGAAACAAUAUCCUAAGAUUGUGUUAGCCAUGUCAAAUAUCCAGAGCAUCAUGUAAAUCACCACAGAAAAUGUGUUGAAUUCAGGAUGCUAAAUUCAAAUUUACAAUAGCUGUUUUUUUCUGCUUCAAUCACUGAAUGUUUAUCUUCUCUGGAUUCUGUUGUUUUGAUGUAUUUCAUUUCCCCAUUGAAAGCGCUUGGAAUUUAAAAUAAACUUGCUUGAUUUCCUUUA